GCGACGGCACAGCCUCUUGCUGCAUACGCCUCGAUGAAGCGGCCGCCUGUGGAUCUCGCCGUCCUCCAGGAUACAAACGGCAGGGACGCCAUCAGACCCCUCUCUUUCUCAGACGCAGACCCCCACCUCCUCGUGGCUCCAUCUCCUCCUCGCAUGUGAGCACGCUCCAUCUUUAGAGGAGGAGUAAAGAGAUUGGUGUUUGGCGGGAGACGAGCGCCAGAUGGACAUUUGAAGAAAAGGCUCAGUCAGGAGCCUUAAUCCAAAGUGGGAUCAUGACCCGUCGCCUGAGCAGCUCCGCCCGGUCCCACACCGAGGACUCCAUCUUCCUGAGGCCCGAUGAGGACCCCGUUUGGCUGGAUGAGCCCACAAAGACGGGAAAAAUCAAGAGCGGCAGGAAAGACGCCCAAGGAGAGGAAGUGUUUUUGCACAAAGUGUUCACGCUGGUGGUGGAGUUCCACUGCUGGGCAGCCCUCCUCGUCAUCUCCCAAGUCACGGUCUACUGGAUGUUCUUUGUGGUGGAAGGAAACGGGCCGUUUGCCUCCGCCUAUAAAGCUCUCCAGGUCAUCGACUUCUACCUGAGUUUCGUCUUACACUGCCACCCCAUAUUUGGAAUGGACUCCGUGGUGCUGAGGGACGUGAUGAACACCACGCAGCAAGCCUGGAUCAUCUACGCCACUGCAGGCAUUGGCGUGACCAUCUCUGUUUUUAUGGUCAUCCACAUGGCGUGGAGGUGGCGCUACGGCACUGGCUUGUGGUCAUCCGGCACCGUGUCACGGGACAACGGGGAUCGCCGGCAGUCUGUGAGCCGCCAGCCCUCCUUCACCCUUUCAGAGUGGACCGACGCCCAGGAGGACCUGAUGGACCUGGACCGUGUACCGCAGACUCCGGUCUUUGAAACGGGAAGCGACAACAAGCCAGAAGGAGACGCCAUCACUCUCACUGUCACACCGGUGGGGCUGCAGGAGAGGAGGGGCUCCAAUGUUUCCCUGACCUUGGAUAUGUGUACGCCGGGAUGCACGGAACCUUAUGGCUACGGAGCCCAGCUUUCCCCCAGAGACCAGUCAGCCCAGGAGUACCUCCGGCAGGGAUCACACCUCCUAACCCCCGCCAUGCUGCACACCCGGGCCAUGGAUGACCAGAGCCUGCAGGCUGAAUUUUACGAGACCCCCAUGAACUUUGUGGACCCCAAGGAGUACAACUACCCAGGCCUUGUGAGAAAGAACCGCUACAAAACCAUCUUACCCAACACCCACAGCAGAGUGAUCCUACAGUCCCAGGAUGAAGACGACUUCCUCGCCACUUACAUCAAUGCCAAUUAUCUCAAAGGUUACGGGGGUGAAGAGCGGGCAUACAUUGCAACCCAGGGCCCGACAGUAAACACAGUGGGGGACUUCUGGAGGAUGGUGUGGCAGGAGAAGACCCCAAUCAUUGUCAUGAUCACCAACUUGGAAGAGAAAAACGAGAAAUGUGCCGAGUACUGGCCUGAGGACACUGUGACCCACGAGGGGAUCCAAAUCACCGUUGUGACGGUGACGCAGGAGGACGACUACAGUCUGAGGGUUUUUACUUUGAAGUGUGACGACGAGGAGCGGGGUUUGCGUCAGUAUUGGUACACCUCAUGGCCGGACCAGAAGACCCCGGACAAAGCCCCGCCUCUUCUGGAACUGGUGCUGGAGGUGGAAAAAGCCAGAGAGGAGGCCCCGCCCACUAGCGGCCCGAUGAUUGUGCACUGCAGCGCUGGAAUCGGCCGGACGGGCUGCUUCAUCGCCACCUCCAUCCUGUGCAAGCAGCUGAGGGUGGAGCGUGUGCUGGACAUCCUGGGGACCACCUGUCAACUGCGUCUGGACAGGGGUGGGAUGAUCCAGACGUGCGAGCAGUACCAGUUUGUGCAUCACGUUCUCAGCCUCUAUGAGAAGCAGCUGUCUCACGCCUCCGAAGAGUAGUGCGUGCACGCCGGCCACGCCCACACCGAGACACACCACUGUACACCGCGCCGCCUCUGGUGGUAUACGCACCACCGUACCCAGUAUCAUCUCAGUGUCGCCCUUUAAUGAAGGGACGCUUCCAUUCACACGUGUUCAUCCAGUAUGGAAGCCCGUUUCCUACCCAACGGUAAGUCCCAAUUAGGGGAUAAAAAGUCCCGUUUAAGAGAUGAAAAAUCCAAAUUCUCAAGUUAACAUUGCGCAGUUUGGAUCUCAUCGUUUUGGACUUUUUGUCUCGUAAGUACGACUUCUCACAUCCUAGUUUAUACUUUUGAUCUCGUAUUUCUGACUGACUGUUGGGACUGCUGUUCUUCUCCUUCGGUGUCCAAAACCGGCUUCCACCCGCAGUCCACAACCCCCAAAUGUUGGUAUUUGCACAUCUCAGGCCACCAGUCCAGGGUGGACCCCGCCUCUCGCCCCAAGUCAGCUGGGAUAGGCUCCAGCGUACCCCGUGACGCUAAUGAGGAUUAAGCGGCAUAGAAAAGAAGCAAUGUUGGGGAUGCUGGGACGACUGUAAUUGGAUUUACGUGAUUUCUUGGGGAAUGUUUGAUUUGAGUGUGACCUUUGGAACGAACGAAAGCCGCUAACCGAGGUUCCAUGAAGCACUGCGGUCAACCAAUACGGAUUCAGUUGGAUGUUUUUAGGCUGUUUUUUUGACCUACGAUGCAUUCAGGAGCCACUUCAUCUCCAGGUUGCAUGGUGCUAAGUGUUCCUUCAAGGCGUGUGCAAUGGAACGUGUGUUCCGGAACGUAGGAAUGUAAAGCAGUUAGGUGAGGACUGAAGUCAUUGGAAUAUCUAGCGUCUGCUAAGUUCUACCAUGCUGCCCGGGCUCUUCUCAUGGCUCACCGUGUUUACGAGAAACACCUUCCUGUGUUCGGUCCACCUCCACCGACUGCCAGAGGCUUCCCAGAGCCCGAUGCUCCUGUCAGUGUCCCAUUUGGAUCUCUCAAUUGUAGCUUCAGCACAUCCGUGAAGACCGUGAUCGUUGUAGAGAAGGUCCAGCCUAACCCGUAUGAAGCACAAUAGAACAACCCAGGUUGUCCCUCCUACGUUUAGCUGUACAGCUUUUGGUUUCUCUUUUUCCUGCUAUCAUUUAAUGGACUGCAUGUGCUGUAUGGGACGCCAUGUCCGCAAUCAACGUGAUUGGUUGUUCUGCUUUUUGUUGUGUCAACGGCUUUAAAGCCCAAUAUAUUACUGCUUGCUCUCGGCCGAUGCUUUUUAUACACUUUGCUUUUUGUGAAAACCAACCAGAGAUAUUUUUAGAACAUUUUGAUACAAUCCUUUUGUGUAGAUGCCUCGUGUACAUCCCAUCUCCAUCUCCGCCAUGAUGUGGACUAAGUAGCUCAUACUGUGGAUGCACACCAUCUGUUUAUGUUGCAAGAUUGGACUCCAAUGUGGCUCCCUUGGCGGGUACACCAGAAGAGAUUGUGUUCAGCAUCAGUAGUAUUAUGCUAUGCUUUAAAAUGCCUUGCUAGAAUGUGUAUGUUUUUCCUGUUUUCUUGGACCUCAGACUGAGUAAUGCGGUCUCCACUGUUCUCCACCUUCGACUGGCAUGAAUAGCCAUUGCUACGUGCAAGGCAGCUAAAUCCGUGAAGACCAAUAAUCCAACCAGCAGCAUUACCAGGCAGUACAACUGACUCAAGCAUCUGUACUUUGCUUGUUUUUCAUUCUGACAAUUGGCCGAUAGCAACCCAGUCAAAACCCAACAAACCAGCAAUCAGUAUUCCUGUCCUGCUACAGUAUUGCUUUAAGUUGUGAGUUUUUGCAUUCAAAUAAAAGUAGAUUUUCAUGAA
Messenger RNA from Doryrhamphus excisus (bluestripe pipefish), 3775 nucleotides. RefSeq names its product tyrosine-protein phosphatase non-receptor type 5-like. Gene Ontology annotation, molecular function: protein tyrosine phosphatase activity; protein kinase binding. Lineage: Eukaryota; Metazoa; Chordata; Actinopteri; Syngnathiformes; Syngnathidae. Gene Ontology annotation, biological process: protein dephosphorylation; signal transduction. Gene Ontology annotation, cellular component: cytosol; plasma membrane; cell junction. The record is from RefSeq and is a predicted model, not a curated record.